AUGAAUGCUGAGUGCAACCUCCAGACACUGACUCUCCGCCACAUUAACCUGGGACGUUUUGGAGUGGAGCUGCUGUGUAAAAUGCUGUGCAGUGAUCGCUGUAAGCUGCAGACGCUGGACGUCAGCAACAACGACCUGGGAGACUCUGCAGUGAAACUGCUCUGUCCAGCUUUGAGUUGUCAAGACUGUAAACUACAGACAUUGAGGCUGUCAGGGUGUCAAGUCACACAGGCAGGCUGUGCUGCUCUGGUUUCAGCUGUGUGUUCAAAGCCCUCCCACCUGAGAGAGCUGGAUCUGAGCUACAAUCACCCAGAGGAUGCAGGAGUAGAAAGACUGUUCACUGACCUACAGAGCAGAGGAUGCAAACUGAACGUGGACCAUGGCGGGGAGUGCAGAACCAAGCCAGGGCUGCAGAAAUAUGCCUGUCUGCUUGAACUGGACCCCAACACAGCAAACGAAUACCUGUCUCUGUCUGAGGGGAACACAAAGGUAACGAGGGAGAAAAGCAGGCAGCCACAUCCUCAUCACCCCGACAGGUUUGAUGGCCCUAACCAGGUGCUGUGCAGUGAGGGUCUGUCUGGAACUCGCUGUUACUGGGAGGCUGAGUGGUGUGAAUCUGAAGUCCACAUAGGGGUGACCUACAAAGACAUCUGCCGGAAAAGUGCCAGAGAUGAAAGCCUCCUGGGACACAAUGAAAAUUCAUGGAGUUUAUGUUUUGGAGAAAAGUGCUCUGUAUGGCACAAGGAGAAAAUCUCAGAGAUACCUGCCCCUCCUUCCAACUCAUGGAGAGUAGGAGUGUACCUGGACUGGCCGGCCGGCACUUUGUCUUUCUACAGCGUGUCCUCUGGCACAGUGAGACAUCUGCACACUUUCCACACCACUUUCACCAAACCCCUCUACCCUGGCUUUAGGGUGUGGUCCGGCUCUGUGAAACUGUGCCCUGGAGGAACGCCUGCAUCCUCCUAGGCCUCUCGCAGUCAUGAAAUCUGGGUUGAA
Molecule: messenger RNA, 996 nt
Organism: Megalops cyprinoides (Indo-Pacific tarpon)
Lineage: Eukaryota; Metazoa; Chordata; Actinopteri; Elopiformes; Megalopidae
Product: stonustoxin subunit beta-like
Exons: 4
Coding region: 1-966 (321 amino acids)
Molecular function (GO): protein binding
Source: RefSeq, a predicted model, not a curated record